ACAUCUUCAAGCUUUUUUACAAAGACAUUAUUGCUACUUUCCCCAACUAACUGUCUGAAAACAUCCUUAAAUGUCGCUCAAAUGGUUACUCUCUGAGGGGAUGUGACCUUUUAACAUUACCCAGGUUCCAGUUUUGCUUCUACUGCUCACCUUAUACAGUCAUACCAAUUUUGUUUUUACUAAGAAGUGAUAAUAUACAUCAUUUUCUAUUCUCAAAUUCAAGUCUUGUUUACAUAGCUUGUAAUUUUCCUUUUUUUUGUUCAUGCGACUGCACAAGCUUACAAGUAGCUUGAAAUAUGAUUGUAUAGAAGUGAAGGUCAUCAUCAUCAUCAUCAUCAUCAUCAUCACUUCAUAUUGAGAAUACACUGUAUUUAUAUGGUUGAGCCCCCUUUCAAGUUUUGACUGCCAUUUUGGACUUUUAAAAUGUUAUUAAUGCAUUGUAUUUCCUUGUUUACAGUCAUGAUCACAGACGUCCAGCUAGCAGCGUUUGCGAACAUCCUAGGUGUCUCCCUAUUUCUUCUUGUUGUCCUUUAUCACUUUGUUGCAGUCAACAAUCCCAAGAGGAAGGAAGAAUGAGCAACUUGCUUGAAAGUAACGUAAGUUAG
Pocillopora meandrina is the source of this 605-nucleotide messenger RNA. NCBI's taxonomy places the organism in Eukaryota, Metazoa, Cnidaria, Anthozoa, Scleractinia, Pocilloporidae. The record is from the annotation of a GenBank genome assembly.